GAGAGCCAGAGUCACGAGCAAGUCGAGGUGAAAGAAGAGCGUAGAGUCGCGGAAGUGGUCUUUUUUGCUUAUGGUAUUGCUGUUUUCUUUGGACUAGAUGAAGGACAAGAACGGGCUAUUGUCGAAGACAUCAGUAAUGCAGGCAUUUUGAAACGAUCAACGAAAGAAAAUGACUAG
This is a messenger RNA of Suillus plorans, 177 nucleotides long. RefSeq lists its product as uncharacterized. The record is from RefSeq and is a predicted model, not a curated record. The transcript has a single exon. NCBI's taxonomy places the organism in Eukaryota, Fungi, Basidiomycota, Agaricomycetes, Boletales, Suillaceae. The annotation marks the transcript as partial.